AUGAUCAUAGGAAAGUUACAUUCUCAAUGGAGACAGGCCACAGAAGAUGCCGAUACCGUCAUUGUCAACGAAGCCCUGUCUUUGGCUGAACGUACUGAGACUGAGGUGGUGGUUGUCAGAGACGACAUCGACCUAGGACAUCGACCUGUUGGUCGACCUGCCAACGAAGCCCUGUCUUUGGCUGAACGUACUGAGACUGAGGUGGUGGUUGUUGGAGAGGACAUCGACCUGUUGGUCGACCUGUCAACGAAGCCCUGUCUUUGGCUGAACGUACUGAGACUGAGGUUGGUCAUCCUUACGGGUCUUUGUCUACGAGAUAACGUAUUCUUCCUGAAACCAGGGAAGGGAAAUGUUCCUCCAACCACCUACUCUCCUAUGCAUGCUCUGACAAACAAAACCAUAAGAGAAUACAUCAUGUUUCUUCAUGCAAUGAGUGGUUGUGAUACAACUUUAGCACCUUACAACCAAGGAAAGUUCGUGAAAACUGUCACCAAAAACCCCAACCUUGCUGAUGUUGUGAGUGUGUUCAAAAACCCUGAGGCAACUCCAGAAAGCAUUGCAGCAGCAGGGGAGAGAUUCCUGGUCAACCUGUACGGCUUCACAGGAAGGACUGAGCCGUCGAUAAACCGUCUGAGCUACACUAUACCACCAUUAGCUGCUGCAGCCACACAGCACAGUUUUAGGGUAUAUCUCCAAGUGCAGCAAUGGCUGGGAGUUGAGAAGAAUGCCGAAGAUUGGGGUUGGAAACGAGCAACAAAUGGCCUGGAACCGAUCAAUUUUCUACAAGCCCCCGCUCCUCUCGAACUACUGCGUCUGGUGUCAUGUAGAUGCAUCAAGACGUGGGCAAAGAAAUGUAGAUGCAAAAAAGCAGGCCUCGAUUGCACAAAUCUGUGCAUCGACUGUGAGGGGUCCUGCAACAAUGUGACAAUCGAGUCAGAUCUCACUAUUCCCCUUAAUGACGGGCCAUUCGACGUUGAAGUACAGGACGAACUGGGCUUCACCUUCGCCCCUGGUAGUUGA
Phaedon cochleariae (mustard beetle) is the source of this 1020-nucleotide messenger RNA. The record is from the annotation of a GenBank genome assembly. Lineage: Eukaryota; Metazoa; Arthropoda; Insecta; Coleoptera; Chrysomelidae.